Molecule: messenger RNA, 1944 nt
Organism: Trichoplusia ni (cabbage looper)
Lineage: Eukaryota; Metazoa; Arthropoda; Insecta; Lepidoptera; Noctuidae
Gene: Ald1
Product: fructose-bisphosphate aldolase
Exons: 10
Coding region: 86-1339 (417 amino acids)
Biological process (GO): glycolytic process; fructose 1,6-bisphosphate metabolic process
Cellular component (GO): cytosol
Molecular function (GO): fructose-bisphosphate aldolase activity
Source: RefSeq, a predicted model, not a curated record
UUUGAUAGAACAUUAUUUUAUAAUGUCGAGUAUAAUAUUUUUAAGUUUAAUUAUUUUCUAAGUAAAUUUUACAAACUAAUACAAAAUGGGCGCGAAAGGUAAAAAGAAGAAGGGAAAGAAGGGACCCCCGGAAUCAGGAUGGUGGCCAGGAUUUGGAACCAAGGCCACAAUGAGCACCUACUUCCAGUACCCGACCCCCGAGCUUCAGGAGGAGCUGAGGAAGAUCGCUCAGGCGAUCGUGGCUCCCGGCAAGGGUAUCCUCGCCGCUGAUGAGUCCACUGGUACCAUGGGCAAGCGUCUCCAGGACAUUGGUGUGGAGAACUCAGAGGAGAACCGCCGCAAGUACCGUAACUUGCUGUUCAGCUCUGACCCAGCUCUAUCCGAGAACAUCUCCGGUGUGAUCCUGUUCCACGAGACCCUGUACCAGAAGGCUGACGACGGCACCCCCCUCGUCUCCCUGCUGGAGAAGCGCGGCAUCAUCCCCGGCAUCAAGGUCGACAAGGGUGUUGUGCCGUUGUUCGGAUCUGAGGAUGAGUGCACCACUCAGGGUCUCGAUGACCUUGCACAGCGUUGCGCCCAGUACAAGAAGGACGGUUGCCACUUCGCCAAGUGGCGUUGUGUGCUGAAGAUCGGCCGCUUCACCCCCUCGUACCAGGCUAUCAUGGAGAACGCGAACGUGCUCGCUCGCUACGCCUCCAUCUGCCAGAGCCAGCGCAUCGUGCCCAUUGUUGAGCCCGAGGUCUUGCCCGAUGGUGAGCACGACCUUGACCGCGCCCAGAAGGUCACCGAGGUCGUCCUGGCCGCCGUCUACAAGGCGCUCAGCGACCACCACGUGUACCUUGAGGGUACCCUACUCAAGCCCAACAUGGUGACUCCCGGCCAGGCCUGCAAGAAGACUUACACUCCCAUGGACAUCGGCCGCGCCACCGUCACCGCUCUGCUCAGGACUGUGCCCGCUGCCGUUCCCGGCAUAACAUUCCUCUCCGGCGGCCAGUCUGAGGAAGAAGCCUCGGUGAACCUGAACGCCAUCAACACCGUGGACAUGAAGCGGCCGUGGGCGCUCACGUUCAGCUACGGGCGCGCGCUGCAGGCCUCCGUGCUGCGCGCCUGGGCCGGCAAGCCCGAGAACGUGCUGGCCGGACAGCAGGAGCUCAUCAAGCGCGCCAAGGCCAACGGUCUCGCCGUCCAGGGCAAAUACGUCGCGGGUUCGAUCCCAUCCUUGGCCGCGAGCAAAUCUAACUUCGCUAACGGCCAGGCGUCGCAGGGCAAAUACGUGGCGGGAUCAGUAACAGGUGCGGGCGCCGAUGCCGGCCUUUUCGUAGCCAACCACGCGUACUAAACACGCAACACUACAUUCACACUACGUCGCUAGUUGGCACAUCACUACUACAUAAAAACGUGACCAUAAACUAUAUCACUAAGCGCCACAGAUUCACUAAAUUAUUUUCACGCUCAAAAUUAAAAAAAAGAACAUUUUCUGUUCAGUUAUUGAAACGAGAAUGUCGCUCUCGACCGUGAAUGUAAUGUGUUUGAGAAUGAGUUCCAUAUUUAAAUAUUGGCGCUAAUGUAGUUUAGAGGUUAUAAGAACAAUAUUUAUUUUUAAGACACAAAUACAUUACUCAAAUCUUGUAUGAUGCUAAGUCAUACAUAUAUUUUAAUGAACUAGUAUUGUGUCUCAUUGUUAUUGGCGAAACAUUUAGAAAAUGUAUUUAAUAGUCGCAUUAUAAGUAGAGGUUGAUGAAUUAAUGUUGUUAUUGUGCUUUAAGAAAAAUUUUAGAUUUUGAUAUUAAUUUAUUUACAAAAAUACUGUAUGUAUGUAAACUUUGUUUAAAAUCAGACCAUCUUGUAAGUUUAUUUUGUAUCUAUGAUUUUGAAUAUCACUUUUAGUUUGUACUAUUUUGAUAUUUUUAAGAGUAAAAAAUUAUAUUAAUCUUUGAUCAGGUA